UUUUUAUCAUUUUUAAGAAAAUAUCGUAAUUUGAGAAUACAAAGUAUAGGUCGCAGCCGUCGGGUCUUUAAAAAUAACUGCAUGAAUUAUUUCAGCUGCUUUCAUCGAUAGUAAAAGAAACAGAAAAGGUACCAGGAGAAUAGGCGCAUUUCAUUCCACAGUCACUCACCAAUGGCCAGUGGCCACCAAACAAGUUGGAACCAAUGAAAAAAGAAAAAACCAACAGCCAAGAUUGACUAUAAAAGAGCCAGUAUAAUUCCGGAAUUAAAUACCAGCAGGUCCACAAAACUUGUUAGUAAAUUACCUUCCCUUCCCUUCCCUUCCCUUCGCACAACUGUAAUCUAAUUUAUACUGUACCAAACCAAACCAAACCAAACCAAACCGAAGGGGCCAUUACAUGUGCUCCUCUGAAUCUGAGGCUCUGAAAUGUCGCUUGUCUCACAACAUAUAAAACCCAACCCAGUACCGACCCCCAUCAGAUAGUUUUUCCCUUUUCUUCUCUCUUUUCCUUUCCCACCCAUGCUGUUCUUUUAAUAACUAACCGUCUUCUUUUACGAAAAGUAUCACUCUUUUUUCACUCUAUCUGCUUAAAAUGGCAAACAAGUGAGGAGAAAGAGAUAUGGGUUUGUUCUUUGAUGGGAUCAUAGAGUCCAUGCCUUUGUUUGCAAAGGAAUUGGUCGCUGGAGGUGUUGCCGGUGGCCUUGCAAAGACCGCUGUUGCUCCACUUGAGCGUGUCAAGAUUUUGUUUCAGACUAGAAAAGCAGAAUUUCGCAGCAUAGGCUUCUUUGGAUCCAUCGAAAAGAUUGCUAAAACAGAAGGCAUCAAGGGUUUCUACAGAGGAAACGGUGCUAGUGUCGCUCGAAUUGUUCCCUAUGCAGCACUUCACUAUAUGGCUUACGAACAAUACCGUAGAUGGACCAUCAAGCGAUUUCCUGGCAUUGGAAGGGGCCCUGCACUUGAUUUUGUUGCUGGAUCAUUUGCUGGAGGAACUGCUGUGCUUUUUACUUAUCCUCUCGAUUUGGUUCGGACUAAAUUAGCUUAUCAGGUUGUUGGUCCACCAGGGAUUAAUGUCGUGGGAGUCGUUAACAGAGAACAAGUUUACAGAGGAAUUCUUGAUUGUUUUUCCAAGACUUACAAAGUGUCAGGGCUCAGAGGUCUCUAUCGGGGUGUUGCUCCAUCGCUUUACGGAAUCUUCCCGUAUGCUGGUUUGAAGUUUUACUUCUAUGAAGAGAUGAAGCGUCACGUCCCUCAUGAGCAGAAGAAAAACAUAAUGGUGAAUCUAGUAUGUGGAUCUGUAGCUGGUCUGUUGGGCCAAACUUUCACAUAUCCUCUUGAUGUCGUGAGGAGGCAAAUGCAGGUUGUACCAUCUGUGGCAAUUGGUUUUACAGUUUACGACAUCAUGAAAUCAAGCCUGAAAGUUCCAUCCCAUGAGGAAGCUGUGAUAGAAGUGGUAACAAAUAAAAGAAAUACCCGAACAUCAUCUCUUCGGUCAUGAUAAUAAGUAAUAUCUGUCUCAUUGAUUGUUCGAGUGGCCAUGAAGGAGCUUCACUUCACCUUUAAAGCUCUUAUGUUAUAAUAUGGAUAUCAAGUCAGGCCAUCUGAGUUGUACAUUCCAUUCUUUUAAGCUGUAUGUUAGCCUUAGAGCAGCUUACAGAUAAGUUUUCAUGCCAAGAGACUCGAAUUUUAUGCAUAUAUUUGAAAUCGAUUCGGAAUGGAUGCGGUUCAACUUAUCUUUUAGGUUCCCACUGUUGGGUUUUGGAGCUUUGUAUUAUAGCUUGUUGCAUGUACUUGCAUGAGAACCUUCCAAGAGGCUCUGGUUUGCUUCAUAGAUGUUUGAUCUAAUAUUUUUCUGAUAUUAUAUACGUUAGUCAAAGUGAAAUUGCUAUUAAUUUAAUCUCAUUCAAUAACAUAUUUGUUAGUUUUAUCC
Messenger RNA from Gossypium arboreum, 1927 nucleotides. Its product is annotated as mitochondrial carrier protein CoAc2-like. Gene Ontology annotation, biological process: mitochondrial ATP transmembrane transport; mitochondrial ADP transmembrane transport. The record is from RefSeq and is a predicted model, not a curated record. Gene Ontology annotation, cellular component: mitochondrial inner membrane. The transcript has 6 exons. NCBI's taxonomy places the organism in Eukaryota, Viridiplantae, Streptophyta, Magnoliopsida, Malvales, Malvaceae. Gene Ontology annotation, molecular function: ATP:ADP antiporter activity. Bases 620 to 1495 code for a protein of 291 amino acids.